This is a messenger RNA of Salarias fasciatus (jewelled blenny), 3207 nucleotides long. RefSeq names its product rho GTPase-activating protein 20-like. Gene Ontology annotation, molecular function: GTPase activator activity. The record is from RefSeq and is a predicted model, not a curated record. The coding region runs from base 1 to 3207 and encodes 1068 amino acids. Gene Ontology annotation, biological process: regulation of Rho protein signal transduction; signal transduction. The transcript has 16 exons. Lineage: Eukaryota; Metazoa; Chordata; Actinopteri; Blenniiformes; Blenniidae.
AUGUCUCCACAGCAGCAGCAGCAGCAGCAGCUGCAGGACAGCCUGAGAGGCUCCGGGGCGCAGCAGGACAGCAAGCGGCGACUGAAGUCUCAGAGCUAUCGGCGCCAGUCCGCCCCGUCUCUGGUCAUCUCCAAGGCCCUAACCAGGUCCAAGACGCUCUCCAGGGACAGCUUCCUGGUCCCCAUGUGUCCCGAGACGUGUCCGCUGGUCCAGUCCUUCCUGAGCGUCUCCCACAGGUCCUUCCUGCUCCACGCCCACGCUCAGCUCAAGACGGGCAUGCAGACGCAGGACAGACACCUCUUCCUCUUCUCCGACCUUCUGGUGCUCGCCAAAGCCAAGUCGGCCAAUCACUUCAAGCAGAAGGCCCAGGCCAGCGUGUGCGAGAUGUGGACGGCGGGCUGCAUGGACGAGGUGUGCGAGGGGAGCACCAGCCCGGACCGGAGCUUCGUGGUGGGCUGGCCCACCUGCAACUGCGUGGCCACGUUCAGCUGCGUGGAGCAAAAGGAGAAGUGGCUCUCGCUCCUCAGAAGCCGCAUCAGGGAGGAGAAAGAGAAGGAGGAGCCUAAAACCAUCCCUCUGCGGGUGUACGGGAAGGGAAUCAACACCUUCGCCGUGACCAAGACGCUUCCGGUCAGCAACUGCGACUCCACCAACGAGGUGAUCCGGCUGGCGCUGCAGCAGUUCGGCAUCAUCGGAAGCAUCAAGGACUACCAGCUGUGGGUCUUCUCCAAGAGAGACAACACCCCCUACCCUCUGAUUGGUCAUGAGUUUCCCUUCAGCAUUCAGAUGAGUCAUGUGAGACAGUCGAGGCCUCACGAAGGAGGAGGAGGAGGAGGAGGAGGAGGAGGAGGAGGACAGGACGCCGCCGACAGGCAGGUGGAGCACAUGCAGGUGUACAAGCACUGUCAGUUCAUCCUUAAGCCGCGACCCACAGGACCGCCGCUGCACGGCGUCCCCUCAGAUUUCACCCAGAAAACGCUGAAGAGGCGGCGCUCGCUCAUCGCCUGGGCCUUCUGGCGAGGCUCCGCCUCCCACCUGAACGAGCUGUCGCUCGCCAGCGCCGCUCGAGGCUCCCUGUUCGGCCAUCCGCUCAACUCCGUCUGCUCUGAAGACGCUCUGCCCAAGCCCAUCAUGGACAUGCUGGCGUUCCUGUACCACGAGGGAUCGUGGACGCGGGGCAUCUUCCGCCGGCCGGCCGGCGCCCGGGCUGUCAGGGAGCUGCGGGACUCUCUGGACGCCGGAGACACUCGGCUCCCGCUGACGCGCGACCACGUCUUCAUCAUCGCCGGGGUCUUCAAGGAGUUCUUGCGAAGCAUCCCGGGGAGUUUGUUGUGCUGCGAGCUGCAUGAAGAGUGGAUGGACGUGCCGGAGGAAGACGAGGAGGAGGAAGAGCAGGUGCAGGACGUACAGAGGAUGAUCUGCAGGCUGCCCAGACAGAACGCGCUGCUGCUGCGCUACCUGCUGGCCGUGCUGCACGCCAUCCAGGCCAACGCCCACGAGAACCAGAUGACCAGCUUCAACCUGUCCGUCUGCAUCGCCCCCAGCAUGCUGUGGCCGCCCGGAGCGCCCUGCAGCCCCGAGGUGGAGGGACAAGGAACUAAGAAGGUGUGCGAGCUGGUGAAGUUCAUGAUCCAGCACUGUCAGCAGAUCCUUGGGGAAGACCCCUGCUCGCUGUUCGGCGGUCCGCCGCAGAGGCUGGACAGCGAGGAGAUGGAGACAGAGCCCUGGGCGUACCCCCUGACCGAUUCGUCCUACGACAGCCUGGAGAACGAGCUGGACAACAGCAGCGGCGGCUCGCCGUCUUUCUGCGGCGGGAGGCGCCUCCGGACCAAACCGCUGCAGGGCAGCCUGGACUCCAUCCUCACCUUCAGCGACGACCAGGACGCGGACGCCGGCCGCGCGCAGGCUCGCGGCCAGCGCGGCGUCGGCCUGCGCCCGCUGCAGAGGCACGAGCGCGCUCGAUCCCCCGUCGCGGACACCUCCGCCACCCUGGACUCGCUGUCCCUGGAGGGCCGCUGCACGCAGCGGCGGCGGUCCGAGCCGGCCAUCGCGUACACGCCCAAGUUCCAGGCGUACGCCUCGAGCAGCACGGACGGGCUCGCCGGCGACGACGAGGACGAGACCAAGCCGGGCAGCCACCCCGGGCCCAGGGCGCCGGCGAGGAGGAUCAGAGGCAAGAUUCUGGCGCUGGAAGCCAGCUCCUCCAGCCUCUCGUCCACCCCGGCCUCCCCCGCCUGCACCCGCUCCUCCGUGGACUCUCUGGACUCCCUCGAGCAAACCUGGACCGCCAAACGAAGCCCCCACCCAGCGAAAUCCCGUCCGCCCUCCUCGGAGCACCAAGACCGGCUCCCUAAAGACUCAACGGCCAGAGAAUCGAUCGGCUGGGGGCCGCUGAGAGGCUGCAGGGGUCUGCACCCGAACUCCUGGCUGAAGAAAGACCGCAGGCUGUCUCUGACGCAGCAGGACCAUCUGGAGAAGGAGGACGACGGCGGCGGCGGCGGCGGCGCGGCCGGAUCCCCCGCCGUCGCACUCGGCAAGCUGGCGGCCGAAAAAGGGGCAACGAAGCAGAAUUCCAGGAGCAAAGCGAAGCCGUCCUGCAGAGGCAGCAAGGAAGGAGGAGGAAGAGCGAGCUGUGGGAGGGGGCGGCCCGGCCAGGAGCAGCAGGACUCCCCCACCCCUCCGUCACACCAUGGAUCAGCAGGGAGUCUGCUGUUCCACAAGUCUUCAGAAGGCCCCGGGCCCGCCGCUCCCGUCGGCGUCCACAGGCGCGACGGUCAGCAGGUUUCCUCCGCCGGGCCGCCGCUCUCCCUCUUCAAGAGACACAAGUCUCACUCCACGGAGGUGGAGGAGGAGUGCAACGCCCGCCUCCGCCACCGCCGGGGGUCCGAACCGGGGCAGCAGCUGGCGGAGCGGGCGUCCGGCGCCCCGCGGGCGAGGCUGCCCAGCGACCCGGGGCUGAAGGUGUCCGAGGUGGGGGCGGACCCGCAGGGGGAGCCGUCCGAAGCCCGCUUCUGCCUGUCCCCCCGCGCCACCAAGGCCGUCAGGGACUACUUCUCCUCCCACCCGCGCAGCAACCCCCAGAGCAGCCAGCAGGUGGCGCUCGCCCUGGUGGAGAGCCACAGGGAGUGGCUGAAGAGGUGCAGCGACCCCGCAGCUGCGGAGCCCGACUUCGAUCAGCUGCUGUUUGCCGAGGAGUCGUACGUAUAG